AUGGCUAUCUUGGAAGAAAUCGACGAUGUGGACAACAUGGACUUUGAUCCCGCGGAAUUCGAUCCCCGGGCGGUUCUCACCGACGCCACCGCGCAUCAGGAGAGUGACGGGCGAGGUCCCAUCAACCUGAUUUCCAAGGCUGAGCACGAGCGACGAGAACAAGCCAAAAAACAACAGGAGCAACAGCAGGAGCAACAGCAACAGGCCAACCCCAUGGCCCAACUUCAGCAGAUGAUGGACCAGAUGAACCAGGGCGGAGGUAUGCCCCCCAACAUGGGCCAGCAGGGCAAGCCCGGUACACAGGUGUUUGACUCGGAGGAGUUCAAGAACCAGGAGAUCCAGGAGUCCGACUUUAAGGACUGGCAAAUAGUCUACCCGGUCUACUUUGACAAGAACAAGACUGUGGGCGAGGGCCGACGAGUGCCUCUGGAGCUGGCUGUGGAGAACCCUCUGGGCCAGACCAUCGCCGAAGCCUGCAAGAUGCUCACCCUGCCUUCAAUCUACGAGGCGCACAAGACUCACCCCAAGGACUGGGCUAAUCCCGGUCGAGUUCGAGUGCAGCUCAAGGAUGACCCUGCUCUGGGUCUACCCCCUCACAGCGUCAAGAACAAGCGACAUUUGUUCCGACUCAUUGCCCAGUACAUGAAGGAGCACCCCACCAAGGAGGUGACCCCUUAUCAGGGUCCUGUGUUCCAGAAGAUUAUUCAGACCAACCCCGAGUUCCCCUGGAACUCCAAAAACCUACCUCCCAAGCCACAGUACCCCCGAGGUUGGAAGAUGCCUGAGAUUCUGCCUAUUCUGUCACCCGCUCUAUCUCAUGGAGAGGCCAACAACGAUAUGAUGGAGCAGAUGGCAAAUCAGUUCAUGCCUAAGAUCCCCGAGGCUCCCCCACAGCAAAAGGUCAAGAAGAUGAAGGUGCGAGUCGGAAGAUAG
This is a messenger RNA of Yarrowia lipolytica CLIB122, 933 nucleotides long. RefSeq lists its product as uncharacterized. Gene Ontology annotation, biological process: SRP-dependent cotranslational protein targeting to membrane; SRP-dependent cotranslational protein targeting to membrane, signal sequence recognition. The record is from RefSeq and is a predicted model, not a curated record. Gene Ontology annotation, molecular function: 7S RNA binding. Lineage: Eukaryota; Fungi; Ascomycota; Dipodascomycetes; Dipodascales. Gene Ontology annotation, cellular component: signal recognition particle, endoplasmic reticulum targeting.